AGCUUCGAUAAUGGCGGCGGCGGCUUCUUCUAUUAGGGCUCCUCUGCUUCUUCUUCUUCUUCUUCUAGGGCUUCUGAUGCUUAUAAUGGGAGCCGUUGGGUGGAUUCAACGCGAAAACCUCGUCAAUUCCAGGAUUAGCAGCGGAGGAGCUUCUAGAAGGCUCCUGAGAGAGUCCAUGGCGAAUGAGACCUCUUCUUCUUCUACCCCGGAGAGGCCAGUGGUGGGUGCUGUAGAUGACCCCGAAGAAGUUGCUUCCAUGGUAGGAAUGAGCGUCAAAAACAGCACGGCGCGGCGCGCCCUCAGCAGCAGCAGUUACCUGUCGGGGUGCGGCACGGGCAACCCGAUCGACGACUGCUGGCGGUGCGACCCCGAUUGGCACCUCCACCGCAAGCGGCUCGCCGAUUCUACCGCGUGACCGACCCGGGCGACGACGACCCCGUGACACCCCGCCCGGGCACGCUGCGCCACGCCGCCAUCCAAUCGGAGCCGCUGNGACGGCCGAUUCUACCGCGUGACCGACCCGGGCGACGACGACCCCGUGACACCCCGCCCGGGCACGCUGCGCCACGCCGCCAUCCAAUCGGAGCCGCUGUGGAUCGUGUUCGAGCGCGACAUGGUGAUCACGCUCAAGCAGGAGCUCAUCGUGAACAGCUUCAAGACCAUCGACGGGCGCGGCGCCAACGUGCACAUAGCCGACGGCGCCUGCGUCACGGUGCAGUACGUGACCAACGUCAUCAUCCACGGCGUCCACAUACACGACUGCCGCCCGACGGGCAACGCCAUGGUGCGGAGCUCGCCGACGCACUACGGGUGGCGGACGAUGGCCGACGGCGACGCCGUCUCGAUCUACGGCUCCAGCCACGUGUGGGUCGACCACUGCUCGCUCUCCAACUGCGCCGACGGCCUCAUUGACGCCGUCGCGGGCUCCACCGCCAUCACCAUAUCCAACAACUACUUCACCCACCACAACGAGGUGAUGUUAUUGGGUCACAGUGAUUCGUACGAGCAAGAUAAGGCCAUGCAAGUAACGAUUGCGUUCAAUCAUUUUGGCGAGGGCCUAAUUCAGAGGAUGCCGAGGUGCAGGCACGGGUACUUUCACGUCGUGAACAACGACUACACGCACUGGGAGAUGUACGCCAUCGGAGGGAGCGCGAAUCCGACCAUCAAUAGCCAGGGCAACCGCUACCUCGCCCCCGGCAACCCCUUCGCCAAAGAGGUAACGAAGAGGGUGGAGACAGAGGAGAGCGUGUGGAAGAGCUGGAAUUGGAGGUCGGAAGGGGACCUGAUGCUAAACGGUGCAUACUUCACCCCGUCGGGGGCUGGCGCCUCCGCGAGCUACUCGCGGGCAUCUAGCCUCGGAGCCAGGCCUUCCGACAUGGUCGGCGAUAUCACUUCUGGCGCCGGAGUCCUCUCCUGCCGCAAAGGGAAGUCGUGCUAGCUAAUGUACGCGACAAGCACGGCCGCCGCACAGUUCCGUUCUUUCUUUCUUUUUUUAAAAUUUUCUGCAGCAGCUAUAGAUUUGUGCGAUAUUUUUUAUGCAGCAUAGUCGUAUUUAUAUUUCGAUGUUUUUGUUUUCUCGCAACCUCUGCCUGCUUCUGUUGGAUUAUUGCGUGGCUAAUGCGGCAGUGUUGUUAAAUUUUACAUUUUCCUUUGUGACUAGAAUCCAUGUCCAUUGCUAGUACACUCACAAAUUGGCAAUUGUAUGGAUGGUAUAUAUAGUGUAAUAGCUGCAUA
Ananas comosus (pineapple) is the source of this 1734-nucleotide messenger RNA. RefSeq names its product probable pectate lyase 8. NCBI's taxonomy places the organism in Eukaryota, Viridiplantae, Streptophyta, Magnoliopsida, Poales, Bromeliaceae. Gene Ontology annotation, molecular function: pectate lyase activity. The transcript is spliced from 7 exons. The record is from RefSeq and is a predicted model, not a curated record.